AUUUCUAACAACAUAAACAAUUUCAGAACAAUCUGAGAUGGUGUCAAUCCUCUUUCUUGUGCUCUUUGAGACGGAAUGAUCCAUUGGAAUCCCCCUUUCAAAGACUUGUUGAGAGAGUGAUAGAAGAUAAGUAAUAUCACAUGUAAGUAAAAGACAACUACAGAAGCUAGUCUUGAGGGCACAUGCAGAAUUCAUUGUCUCCUUGAGGCAGAGUUCAACUAUGUCUGUGAUUCGUGUAGAGUUUUAGUUCAAUUUGACAAAAAUUUAAACUAAGUUGUAUGAGUCCCUCAAGCCUCCAGAUGUAUCUGAAGGAAAUGUAAUUGAUAUUGUAUUGUUUGGGGAAAGGACGGAAACACAAGGCAAUGUGCUGAGGAAGAUAAAUAGCCUGUCUUUUGGGCUGCCCUACAUUUUAGGCCAAAUAAAAACAUUCUUUGUGCUGUCCAAAUAACUUGGCAUGGCAGGGUAUAACAAAGAAUUGCCACAGUUCCCCACCCUAGGCCUGGGACAGAAACACCCCAGGACAUGAGUUCUGACAAGAACAGACAUUAACAGAAACAUGGCAGGACAUCAGAUCACUGGAGAAACAAUAACCUCAGAAACAGACAGCCCAGACCAGGAUGCAGAGUUUGCAGCCAGACCCGAAGGCUCAGUACAGCAGCGUAUACGAGGCCCUGAGAAGGAUCAUCCAAACGGAGGGUCUCCUCAGACCCUUGAGGGGCCUCAACAUCACCAUGCUGGGGGCUGGCCCUGCCCACGCCCUCUACUUUGCCUGCUACGAACGGGUCAAGUGCACACUCAGCGAAGUAAUUCAGAAUGGAGGAAACAGCCACAUAGCCAAUGGACUGGCAGGCUGUGUGGCCACUGUGCUGCAUGACGCAGUCAUGAACCCAGCUGAAGUGGUGAAACAGCGGAUGCAGAUGUACAACUCUCCCUACCGGAACCUGUUGGACUGUGUUCGGACUAUACGACAUACUGAGGGGCUCGCAGCCUUCUACCGCAGCUACAGCACACAGCUGGCCAUGAACAUUCCCUUCCAGGCUGUCCACUUUAUGACCUAUGAACUGAUGCAGGAGCGGCUCAACCCCCACAGACAGUACCACCCCGGCAGCCACAUACUGUCUGGGGCUGCGGCGGGGGCCGUGUCUGCAGCGAUAACCACCCCGCUGGAUGUGUGUAAGACCCUGCUCAACACACAGGAGAACGUAGCGCUCAGCUCCAUGCACAUCAGUGGUCAUCUCACAGGCAUGGCCAAUGCCUUCAGGACAGUGUAUCGCUUUGGCGGCAUGGCUGCCUUCUUCAAAGGGAUCCAGGCCCGGGUCAUAUACCAGAUGCCCUCCACUGCAAUUGCCUGGUCAGUCUAUGAGUUCUUUAAGUACUUCCUGACCAAGCAGCAGAUGGAGGGAGAGGCUGGGACAGCAGGCCCAGUCUGAGGAAGGGCUGUGGACAGGGCCGACUAUCCACCACACGUAUUCUGGAAGCUCCUGGCUCUCCAAUAGAAUCCAUGCCAAAAGUCUCAUUGUGUACGCAAUGUCGUGUUCAUAAGUUAUAUCUGUGUGCUGUUGUGUAAUAAUCUGUGUUUUCUCGAAGGGAAGUCACUGCAAUGGAGGAAGUUUGAAAGACUUGCUGUGGGAGUGGUAGACUGUGGCACUCCUUACCCUUCUUACCUACUCAGCAAGCCCUUCCAUUGUACAGUGUCAUUCAUUAGAGGAGUGGAGGCUGUUACAUGAACAGGAAAUGCACAGAGAUGGCUUAUCUUUCCAUUAAUGCAGAGAAAAGGGCAUCUUCAUAUGGCAACAGGCCCUUUUCACAAAUCACCUGUUCACUAAGCGCACAACACUCCCUACUUCGUCUAUCUCUAUCUGGUGAUUGUGUUUGGCUACAUUCAUACAGUAUGUAUACUGAACAAAAAUAUAAAUGCAACAUGCAAUUUCAACGAUUUUAUUGAGUUACAGU
Messenger RNA from Salvelinus sp. IW2-2015, 1953 nucleotides. Its product is annotated as mitoferrin-1-like. Gene Ontology annotation, molecular function: ferrous iron transmembrane transporter activity. Gene Ontology annotation, biological process: iron import into the mitochondrion. The record is from RefSeq and is a predicted model, not a curated record. Gene Ontology annotation, cellular component: mitochondrial membrane. NCBI's taxonomy places the organism in Eukaryota, Metazoa, Chordata, Actinopteri, Salmoniformes, Salmonidae.